This is a messenger RNA of Eruca vesicaria subsp. sativa (arugula), 357 nucleotides long. The record is from the annotation of a GenBank genome assembly. Lineage: Eukaryota; Viridiplantae; Streptophyta; Magnoliopsida; Brassicales; Brassicaceae.
AUGGGGGUUGAUGUGGUUUUGGUAAAUGAGAAGACUGUGUAUUUCUUUUGUACUGGUGAGUUGAUGCUACUGAUACUACAAAUGGUUGGUGCCUCACUUCCUGCUCGAAGUGCUCAAGAAAUCUUCAAGGUGGAUUCACAUCGUUCACAUGUUGAGCUUACCAUCACGAAGCAGUUGGGGUCCUUAUAUGAUCAAUCCUACAACGCAACAACAAGAUAUUUAGGCUGCCUAUGUGAAGCAGUAAUUUACCAACCACAGUUAUGCGUUGACCAUGUUGUUCUUUUCACGUACAUGUCCAGUUCUCAGUUCCUGAUGGAGCAGAAAAUGCUAUCUUUGUGGCAUUUGAUGGAGAGAUGA